Nasonia vitripennis (jewel wasp) is the source of this 1690-nucleotide messenger RNA. RefSeq names its product gram-negative bacteria binding protein 1-2 (gene Gnbp1-2). NCBI's taxonomy places the organism in Eukaryota, Metazoa, Arthropoda, Insecta, Hymenoptera, Pteromalidae. Gene Ontology annotation, biological process: carbohydrate metabolic process. Gene Ontology annotation, molecular function: carbohydrate binding; hydrolase activity, hydrolyzing O-glycosyl compounds. The transcript has 7 exons. The coding region runs from base 109 to 1530 and encodes 473 amino acids. The record is from RefSeq and is marked validated.
AGUCUCUGUGGCGCCGUUACCACAGCAGAUACACACGGCCUUCAUACGUACACAUAAUUAAAGUGUCAAUUAUACAGUAUAGUGUUACAAGUGUAGGAUAUAGCUGAUAUGUUUACUCUAUCGUCUCUUCGAUUUUUCCUACUGGUUCUGACAUCGGCGCAUCUCACGAGUGCUCAGUAUGUUCCUCCGGAGGCUCUGGUAGAGCCGCUCAAGCCCAAUGGCAUCCGCAUUUCCAUACCAGACGAACCGGGGAUUUCCCUGGUAGCCUUUCACGUGAAGUUCAAUGACGAAUUCAUCGGACUGGAGGCUGGCACCAUAGCCCGAGAUGUGGUGCGAGAGAAGAACGGCCGCUGGACUUACGAGGACAGAAGCACGAGGCUGAAGAAGAACGAUGUUAUUUACUACUGGAUACACGUUGUUUACAACGGACUCGGCUACAAUCUCAUCAACCAGGAACACAGAGUCACAGACUUCUACGAUUACAAGGGUCAGAGGAUAGAACCAGAUGAGAAUGGCGAUAGUGGGAACAAUGGUCUCCAGCCGUGUGUGUACUCGACGACGAAGUUGUUCGAUCCAGCAGGUAGCAGUAGUAGACAUCCAUGUGCUGGACAGCUUCUUUUCAAGGAAGACUUCAGAGAUCUCGCCCAGUUGAGGAGGAUGCAGUGGACUGUGGUUGAGCGGUUCUCUGGGUCACCCGACUACGAAUUCACCGUUUAUCGUGAUUCGCACGAGAACUUGAGAGUCGAAAACGGACUGAAGAUCAACCCUAGACUGAUGAAGAACGAGUAUGGUGACAUCUUCGUCCGCGAGGGCAACCUCACGUUGGCAAAGUGCACAGGACGUUAUACGACGACCGACUGUUUCCGCGAAGCUCGAGGCUGGUACAUCCUGCCACCUGUGUCCUCCAGUCGGAUCAACACCAAGAAAUCCAUCAACUUCGAGUACGGUCGAAUCGAAAUCAGAGCGAAGUUCCCACGCGGCGACUGGAUCUAUCCUCUGUUGCUUCUCGAACCUGUGAACAACUACGAAGGAUCAUCCAUGGAGACGCUUCAGAUUCGAAUCGCGUCAUCCGCUGGUAAUCCGGUGCUCAGACGCAGCGAUGGAACCGACAUCAGUGGACACAUCCUUUGGGGCGGUGUCACUGAACUGGAUCCGCAAAACCCCAAGGACCACAUCGACGCUAACAGAGGGACGAAGUACAACAGGCAAUUGUGGUCCGAUAACUAUCACGUGUACGAGUUGAUUUGGAGCCCGGAUAGGAUCGUUCUGAAAGUUGACGGACAAGGUUACCAAGAUAAGCGCGUUAAUUUGCCCAGGGAUACGCCGUUCUAUCUGACUCUGGGUCUUGCCGCUGGUGGAUUAUCGGAGUUUCCCGACAACUCUGAGAGCCGUGGUUACACCAAGCCUUGGCGAAAUGUCGAAGCCAAGGCAUUGUACCACUUUUACAACGCGACUGAUACCUGGUACCGAACUUGGCAAAGCGGCGCUACUUCUCUGGAUGUGGAUUAUGUUAAAAUUUGGGCACUAUAAACGUACCUAUUGUAUAAUGACUUAUUCAUAAUUGAUUAAAUUGAUUUGACCAUAUAUCAGCGUUAGCUAAAUGUGAAUCGCGUAUUACGCAUGACAUUAUUUAGUAAAAAAAAACAUUUUUUAAAAGAAGCAAUAUUGAAAUAAAAUUUGUUUAAACUGU